UCUCCUUCUUCUUCUUCUUCUUCUCUCCUUACCCUCCACCCACAUUAUCCCCCAAGACACAGACAUUAGAGUAGAACUAUAUAGAGAAAUUAAUAGAUAGAGAAGAAGCAAUCGAAAGAGAAGAGAUAAU
Messenger RNA from Ananas comosus (pineapple), 130 nucleotides. Its product is annotated as aspartyl protease APCB1-like. NCBI's taxonomy places the organism in Eukaryota, Viridiplantae, Streptophyta, Magnoliopsida, Poales, Bromeliaceae. The record is from RefSeq and is a predicted model, not a curated record.